AACAGAGAGCAUACUAGCCAAUGCCCGCUUGAGUUACUACGAUUCCCACAAAAGAUCAUUUCUGCAGUCAGUCGAGACGGCUUUCCCCCUCACCCUGUCUACCCACACCCGGGCAUGCACGCCCUUCCUCCCCCGCCUCCCCACCAUCUGCACGAGGAUGCUUGGCACCAUCACCCGCCCCAACCUCACCCCGGAGGGCGAGGGGGAAGAUUCGAGGUACUCACCUCUCUCUUUUCUGCGCGCGUCGCCGUA
This is a messenger RNA of Nannochloropsis gaditana CCMP526, 252 nucleotides long. RefSeq lists its product as uncharacterized. The annotation marks the transcript as partial. The record is from RefSeq and is a predicted model, not a curated record. The transcript is spliced from 2 exons.